AUGAAUAAUUUUAAUAAUGCUAAUAUAGCUGAAUUGGUGAAUAAAGUCUUAACGCAAACUUAUGAGUUGGCUGAAGAAUGUGUAAAAACAAACUACCAUGGUACCAGAGCAGUGACUGAGGCCCUUCUUCCAUGCCUUCUGCUAUCAAAUUCAGGAAGAAUUGUGAAUGUGUCUGCAGGUCUUGGAAAGCUUGAGUUUGUCUCCAAUGAGAGGGUUAGAAUGGAGCUAAAUGAUGUUGAUGUACUCUCAGUAGAGAGAUUAGAUGGGAUAGUGAAUGAAUUCCUCAAUGAUGUUAAGGAGGAUAUGUUACAUGACAGAGGCUGGCCAACUCAGACAUCUGCAUAUACAAUCUCCAAAGCAGCCGUGAAUGCCCACACAAGGAUUGUUGCCAAAUCAAACCCAAGUCUCCUCAUAAAUUGUGUUUGUCCUGGUUCCGUCAAAACCGAUAUGACUUGCAACACUGGCCUCGUUACUGUUGACGUGGGUGCCAAAGGCCCUGUUAUGUUGGCUUUGCUUCCAGAGGGAGGACCUUCUGGCCUCUUUUUCCAAAAGAUGGAGGCAUCAAUCUUUUGAUCACAAGUCAGUCUUUCCUAUUCUUUGCUGAGACAAUGGGGUGAUAGAUGUGAAGUGUCUCUUAUCUUCGAUGUUAUUAAUUAUGAAC
Messenger RNA from Vitis vinifera (wine grape), 661 nucleotides. RefSeq names its product salutaridine reductase-like. Gene Ontology annotation, cellular component: membrane. The coding region runs from base 1 to 573 and encodes 190 amino acids. The transcript has 3 exons. Lineage: Eukaryota; Viridiplantae; Streptophyta; Magnoliopsida; Vitales; Vitaceae. The record is from RefSeq and is a predicted model, not a curated record.